AUGCAAGACCAAUUUUGCCGUUAUGUUCUGGUCGCAAUAACUCUCAAACUCGAGCGUAGGCCUGCUCUGCGUCCUAUCGUCCCCACGUAUCCACACGCCGACAUGGGAAAAAAAGUCGCCAAGUCUGCUAGGAAGUUCGCCGCCAGCGGCCAGCUCCAGAAGACCAUCCAAGCACGGCGCAAACACCGCGACGUGAAGAAGAAGGCGGAGCGGAGAAAGCAAAGCAAGGGGAGGGGAAAGCAGGCCGCGGCUCACGUCGGAGAAGGCGGUGACGACAGCGAUGACGAGGAGAUUGAGGAGCCAAAAACCAAAAAGUCAAAGGGGAUGUCGGUAGACGACUUCCUCGGCGGUGCGUUCAUGGAAGACGAUGCCGGAGACGAGGCCGAGGAUGAGGAUGACGAGGGCUCGGAGGACGAAGAAGGCGGGCUGGAGGAGGACGACGACCAAUCGUUCGCGUCUGUCGAUGAUUUAGACGACGGCGAAGCGCAUCUGCUUGAGCUCUCCAAGCUGGCCGAGAAAGACCCGGAGUUUUACAAGUACCUGCAGGAAAACGACCGAGAACUGCUGGAAUUCGAUCCGAACGAUGAGGCGGAGGACGAGGACAUGGAGGACGGCGAAGCUGCAGGGGAGGACAAAACGCCCGUGCUCACGAAAGCAAUCCUCCAGAGAUGGCAGAAGGCGCUGCUGGAGCACAGGUCUCUGCGCGCGCUCCGCAAGCUCCUUAUUGCGUUCCGCUCGGCGGUUCAUAUGAACGAGGAGGAUCAAGUGCUAGCGUGGAUUAUUGAUAAUUCCUCAGUAUACAACAAGCUACUGACGACGACCCUAAAAUACACGCCCGUCGUCCUCGAACACCACUGUCCCUACAAGACACAAUCCAACGGAAAAUUCAAGGCCCCUGUACAGACGCCCAAGUGGAAGACGUUGCAAAAGCUGAUCUUGUCGUAUUUCCACAAUGUCAUGCAUCUCCUCACUCAGCUGUCUGACACCGACAUGCUUCGACUCGCGCUCGGCGAGAGCGCGAAGUUGGUCCCAUAUAUCACUAGCAGUCGGAAGGCGGUGAAGGUGUAUUUAAAGACUUGCCUAGAUUUGUGGUCGAGCGCAGAGGACAGCGUACGGAUUUCCGCGUUUCUGGCCGUCCGGAGGCUCGCACAGGCCACGGACGAGUCGAUCAUGGACAUGGUGCUCAAGAAUACCUACCUUACGCUCGUGCGGUCGUGUAAAUCCACAACUGCACACACACUGCCGUCCAUCACGCUCAUGAAGAACUCUGCGUCGGAAAUCUACAGCAUGGACCAGGCGGCGGCGUACCAGCAUGCCUUUGGCUACAUCCGGCAGCUGGCAAUCCACCUGCGCAACAGCAUGAAGACGAAGACCAAGGACGCGUACAAGCAGGUGUACAACUGGCAAUACGCGCACUCUGUCGACUUUUGGGCUCUCGUGCUGGCCAGAGCGUGCGACAGGCAAGCGUCGGCGGCGCGGGGCGGCGAAGAGAGCGAGCUGCAGCCGCUCGUGUACCCCCUCGUGCAGGUGUCGCUCGGAGCAAUCAAGUACGCCGCCGCACCGCUACCUGCCCAACGCGACCGCUGA
Fibroporia radiculosa is the source of this 1587-nucleotide messenger RNA. RefSeq lists its product as uncharacterized. Gene Ontology annotation, cellular component: Noc1p-Noc2p complex; Noc2p-Noc3p complex; nucleolus. The record is from RefSeq and is a predicted model, not a curated record. The transcript is spliced from 10 exons. NCBI's taxonomy places the organism in Eukaryota, Fungi, Basidiomycota, Agaricomycetes, Polyporales, Fibroporiaceae. Gene Ontology annotation, biological process: ribosomal large subunit biogenesis. The coding region runs from base 1 to 1587 and encodes 528 amino acids.